UUGUGAUUUGUUUCGGAAGUGAAGUGAAAAAUAACUACAAUGUAACAUUUUAUUACGGUAUCGCAAACUUAAUUCACCACAAACAACUUGAUUAAAAUGUUGUUGACAUGUUACGAGAAAUUCGACUUCAAAUUCUCAUUUUGUGGAGCUUACUGUCAAUGUUCAAGAAGUUUGAAAAGUUCGGAGCCGUACUAACCUAACGUUAGUUAGUUAGCAUUAGCCAUCAAGCUAACCUAGUAGGCGCGAGCAGGUUUGACAGCUUUCAGAAUCCAUAUCUAACCUCGCUAAAACAUCGGGCACGCAAAUGUCAUUUAUAAAGAGCAAUAGCGCAAUAUUGAACAAUACAUUUGACUCAAAUGCAUACCUGACAGACGUAGCUAGGCCGUUUGUUGCGGUCAAUCGUAGGGGUCUUGGAAAUGCAUUAAGUUUGUCGCCCUGUGUGUAGUUGAAUGCCUGCUCUAAGGCUCAACGUUGGCUAGAGCUAUGUGGCGAUUGGGGAGGGGUGGCAUUACAAGAGCACGAUUGUUUUCCCUCUUCUACUGUGGAGUUUAGGACUGAGAGAGGACGACGUAGCACACUAGCUAGUAGGUAGCUGUCUAACAUUUUACCUAUUUUAUUUACCACGAAUUUAAGCAUAAAAUAUAUAGCAUACCUGCUGAAUAUGUAAUUCAACAUUUAAAACCAUGACCAGAACACUGUCCGCUGUAAUUCCAACCUUUUUUUCCUCCAGUGAAUGAAUGGUCUCUGUACUUCAUAUGAAUAUGUAAUGAUACUGCACAGCUAUUGCAAAAUACUUGUUAGCUAUUUUUGUGUUGUUACAGAUGGUUUUCAUCAUUUAGUGAUCUUGGAAAUAAUUGUAUUCUAUAAGCCUGUGUGUGUCUACACCUUCAUGAACAGUGGUCUCAUUGAUCAACACAGGUCAGUAGGAGUAGCUGAUUCAACCCUGAACUGCACAUGAGGAGGGACAUAGGAGGGGUCUGGAAUAUUAACAUAACUAACCCUGACCCAUGUACACAAAGGGGCAGUAGUAGGUUGGAUGCGGGUUGUGUGUGCAGUGCUGUGCCUUGGCCUUGUAGGGGCGCUGCAGCGGGAGCAGGUAGCUCAGCAUGCCAUCAAGUUGCAUCGGGGCAGGAGUGCUGUGGCCAAGCACGCUUGGAGCUGGGUGUCUGAUAACUGCCGGCGCCUGGGCAGCCUCAUCCGACAGAAGAACACGGCCAUUAAGAAGCUAGCUGUGGCUGCAGCCGCUGUGGGGCGAGACCACUCCCUCUCAGAUCCAGAGAGACUCUUCCAGGUUCACACUCUGGAGGUGUUCCAGAAGGAGCUGAAUGAGAGCGAACGCUCAGUCUUCCAGGCGGUGGUGGGCCUGCAGAGGGCGCUGCAGGGAGACUACAGGGACGUGGUCAACAUGAAGGAGAGCAGCCGUCAGAGACUGGAGGCCCUCAGAGAAGCAGCCAUUAAGGUGAGGGCAGGAGGAGCAGAGCAGCCAUUAAG
Salvelinus namaycush (lake trout) is the source of this 1491-nucleotide messenger RNA. Its product is annotated as transmembrane and coiled-coil domain-containing protein 3-like. NCBI's taxonomy places the organism in Eukaryota, Metazoa, Chordata, Actinopteri, Salmoniformes, Salmonidae. The transcript is spliced from 3 exons. The record is from RefSeq and is a predicted model, not a curated record. The annotation marks the transcript as partial.